Molecule: messenger RNA, 1925 nt
Organism: Rhineura floridana
Lineage: Eukaryota; Metazoa; Chordata; Lepidosauria; Squamata; Rhineuridae
Gene: MAX
Product: MYC associated factor X
Exons: 5
Coding region: 371-859 (162 amino acids)
Biological process (GO): positive regulation of transcription by RNA polymerase II
Cellular component (GO): RNA polymerase II transcription regulator complex
Molecular function (GO): protein dimerization activity; DNA-binding transcription factor activity
Source: RefSeq, a predicted model, not a curated record
CUGCCUAGGUACAGCUGGGAAGUAUAGUUAGGGGUCUCACUGUGUCGCUAGUGAUGUGCGCCUAAGCGGACUCCAUCUCCCAGCAUGCUUGGCGGUGCAACAGGGCCGACGAGAGAGCGAGUGGACAGUGUGGGGUUAGUCGUCACGUGCGGUACGAGGUGCGUGUGCCGUUGAUGCUGGAGGAGGAGACGAAGAAGACGCCGACGACGGAGGAGGUGGGGGCAGAGACUGCUGCUGCCGCCGCCGACGCUGCUGCUGUGCUGGCUGCCGUGCGCGAGGGCUGUUUUUGUCGCUCUCCGCGGCUCGGCCCGCAGCGCCUGCCAGGGAAGCCCACGAGCGGGCUUGGCCGGACGACGGCAGCAUCGGCAGCAUGAGCGAUAACGAUGACAUCGAGGUGGAGAGCGACGAAGAGCAGCCGAGGUUUCAGUCUGCGGCUGACAAACGUGCUCACCACAAUGCACUAGAGCGCAAACGUAGGGACCACAUCAAGGACAGUUUCCACAGCCUGCGGGACUCUGUGCCGUCGCUUCAGGGAGAGAAGCAACAGGCAUCCCGGGCCCAAAUCCUAGAUAAAGCCACAGAGUACAUCCAGUACAUGCGCCGGAAAAACCACACACACCAGCAGGACAUAGAUGAUUUAAAGCGCCAGAAUGCCCUGCUGGAACAGCAAGUUCGUGCACUGGAGAAGGCAAGGUCAAGUGCUCAGCUGCAGGCCAACUAUUCCUCUUCAGACAACAGCCUCUACACCAAUCCCAAGGGCAGUACCAUCUCGGCCUUUGAUGGAGGCUCCGACUCCAGUUCAGAGUCUGAGCUGGAAGAGCCUCAGAGCCGGAAGAAGCUUCGUAUGGAGGCCAGCUAGAAGAAGCCUCAGUUCCCGCUGCCAUUAGACACUUGCUGGCUGCUUAAGGACUUUCCUUUUUUUUUUCUUUAGUAGAGGCUCUUGGACUGCAGCUUCUGCUGUUCCUUGGCCUGCCCCCUUUUGAAUUAACCCAAACCCCUGGCUUGGCAGCUUGCCUUCUGGAAGAUACCAGCCAUAGCUUGGAGCAGGAUGUAGUUUUGCCUUGUCCUGCCUCAUGGGUGCAAGUUUCUAGUGUCAGGAAUGCCCAGACCAUUUGAUGAAUUCAUGGGUCUGUGAUUGCCUGGGCUGUGUGGGGACAGUGACCUCUCCAUUCUUUCACUAGAGCUGCACCAGUCUCACUGUCGCAUUUAUCAAAAUAUUUUUAUUUAUGACAACAAAGCCAAAAGUCCCCUGAAGAAUCUUGGUGUGGGAGAGGGUCAUGCAGAACUCGGUAUGUAUGUCCCUCGUUUCCUGAAGUGAUGGUGCAGGAUUCAGAGUGAUGCAGGGAGAUGGAUUUCCUUUUUGUAUUUUGGCAAGUGAUUAAUUGGUAUUUAUUUCCUUCUAUGGAAACUCAUUCUGGUCAGAUUCCUCCUCUUGCUGCGGACAUUGGUAAUGUGAAGCUACAGAUUCAUACCAUGAUCAAUUCUUCCCUCUUUUUGAAUUUCUCAGAAAUAGAGCCAGCUUUUAUAAUGUAAAUACACCACAAGCUUUGUUACUUGGUACUAAUAACUGCAUCAAAGCGUGGACCUCCUGCCCUCUGGAAAAUGGGCCAGUUACCCACGUGAGUUAAAGGGGCACAGGCUGUGAGUGAGCAAAGGCCGCCGUGUGUAUGUGUGUAUGUGCACGCACAUGUGCAUGAGUGUGCAUGUGUGUGUGUAUGUGUGUGUGACCUUAUAUUUUUGUCUUCUUCCCACUCUUGUUUGUGAUGUUUUCUGAAUUUAGUGUAUACAAGUGUAGCUUGGUCUCUGUCCAGGUGUGAGUCUAUUCCACAGAACUGAAGUAUGUUGUACAUACUGCCCAAGAAUUGUCUUGCAAGUUAAGGCUUCCCUUUACUAUAAGACUAUAAAUAAAAAAGUAUUUUAUCCUU